Ruditapes philippinarum (Manila clam) is the source of this 2532-nucleotide messenger RNA. RefSeq names its product serine/threonine-protein phosphatase 6 regulatory ankyrin repeat subunit B-like. The transcript has 5 exons. The record is from RefSeq and is a predicted model, not a curated record. Gene Ontology annotation, biological process: intracellular signal transduction; protein ubiquitination; positive regulation of protein catabolic process. Gene Ontology annotation, molecular function: protein binding. The coding region runs from base 145 to 870 and encodes 241 amino acids. NCBI's taxonomy places the organism in Eukaryota, Metazoa, Mollusca, Bivalvia, Venerida, Veneridae.
AAUUAUUUCACUUCCGGUUUUUGACAGAAAAAAAAAUAUUUAUCUAAAAGUAAAAAUAAUAAUAAUAACAUUGUUUAUCUCUAUAAAUCUGUGACAAGUUUAAGAACUGUUUGGAUACCAACCUAAUGAGCAGAAUGAGAGAAUAUGGGUGUAAAAGCUAGCAGCUUGAUGUGGUGUGAAUAUAACGGAUCUAGUGUGCUGCCGAGAGACGAUAAGCCUGCUAGCUACUUCUACUGUUAUAAGGUCCCGCCUCCAAGUUACAAUCAUAACUGGACUGAUCUACAUUAUGCUGCUAGCCAUGGCAACAUCAGGCGCAUCCAUGAAAUCAUUCACAAAACUGGAACAGUGAAUAUAGACAGGAAAGAUUAUUAUGGUAAAACUCCUCUCUACUGGGCAGCUUAUAAAGGACAUGUGUUGUGUGUAGAAGAGCUGAUUAAGUUUGGUGCCUCGGUCAACACAAAAUGCCGACAUGGCGGGACACCUCUACAUGCUGUAGUUAGCUUGUAUCCUGAAUGUGCCUUAAUUUUGAUAAAGAAUGGAGCAGAUGUGAAUAUAUCAGACAACUGGGGUGUGACCCCAAUGCACUUGGCAGCAUCAAGUGGUCAGAUAGAUGUGAUACGUUAUCUGGUGGCAGCUGGGGCACAACUUUCAUUCAAAAAUCUGAAAACUGGUGACAUUCCAAAAGAGUUGUUGAAACAUAAAGAAUUCUGUGAUAGACUAAUAACAAUGUCUCGAAACCCACCGUCAUUGCAACAGUUAUGUCGUGUCAAAAUACGGUACCAACUUGGCACAUCGCCAAUACAGAAACUCCACGAUUUAAAGAUGCCACGACAGCUUAAAGAUUUUGUAUCACUGAAAGAAUUUGACUGAAGCGAAGAAUGUGACAAAAAUUGUUUUUGAAACAUGUACAAGUAUUAUGGUAGUUGAAAAAAAUUGAGUAUAUUUUUGUCGAUUAACAAUGCCAUACUGUGUUUAUGCCUUAAUAAAUGUUGUUUCUACAUGUUUGCUGUAGAAGGCGAAAUUGCUAUAAAAAAAAGUCUAUACAGUUUUAUCAGAGAAUAGUUCUUUACCAUUGAUUUCUGUUUCAGUAAAGUUAAGAUGGAAAUUAACAUUUUUGCCAACAUUAUUUGCUUAUUUAAUAAUUUUACUACGGUUUUUCCUGGCCAGUCCUUGCUUAUUUUUCAAGUUACAGUCAUUAAAGAAGUAUUUUUUUUUUCUAUUUAAGUUCAAAUUUUGUGCAGAUGCAUGAAGUCUGUUCAAAUAAAAAUUGUUAACCUAGAUUUAAUUUAAGUUAUCAUUAACCCAUACCACACUAAAAAUCUUAAAUGGACUUGCCCAUCUUUCAAUCUGGACAAAACCAUUCAUCAAUUUUAGGGAAGAUUUUAAAGAUAUGUACUGACAGAUUAGCAAACAGUGAUGACACAUCUAUAUCAAAUGUUUAUGGUCUAAACUGUUCUAUAUUCAGGUUGAAAAAAGUACCCACAGUUUACAGUAAGAUUCUAGUCUUCAUUGAUUAUGGUUACUAUUAUACUCGAGCUAUCAUGACAAAGAACUUUUGUGAUUUUUAUUUUAUUUUUGAUCUCUGAAAAAACUGUCUAAUACAUUUUUCAUAGAUUGUUCAACACAUUGAUUGAAAGAAUUAGUAUUUUCAUUAUUUUGUUCACUAAAAUGUAACUAAGUGCAAUGAAAAAGUGGUGCAUAAAAUUUGACUGGUGCCAAUAGCCAAUGUAGUUAAACAUAUGAGCCGCAUCAUGACAAAACCAACAUAGUGCGUUGGCGACCAGCAUGGAUCCAGACCAGCCUGCCCACCUGCGCAGUCUGAUCAGGAUCCAUGCUGUUUGCUAUCAGUUCCUCUACUUGUAAUAGGGUUUGUAAGCGAACAGCAUGGAUCCUGAUCAGAACGCGCUGAUGCGCAGGCUGGGCUGGAUCCAUGCUGGUCGCAAAACCAUUACGUUGGUUUUGUCGUGGCGCGGCUCAUAUGUGUCAAGUUAUUUAAGUCAUUUUAUGCCAAGUAGCACUAAACUUAAUUUUAUUGUACAGAAGAAGUAUGCAUAAGGUAUUUAGUUGUAAAAAUUUUUUUAUUAAACUUAUCAUAAGUUUUAAAACAUGUUUGGUGCAUACUCUUAAGUUAUACGUACAAUUUUGUUGUCUUACUCUGCUAGAAAUUUUGUUUAAAUAAUUUGACGUGUUUUAGUUUCUACCUAGUGUUUUACAUUGUUUAUUAAUCUGUUACAUAUGAUUUCUUUGUGCAAUUUUUGUGUAUUAAUAUUUGAUAUCUGUGGUGCAUUAAUGUUAUUUAGUUUACACAUCAUUUUUUGGCAUAUGUGUGUAUCAAAUCAGUCAAUAAUUUUAUGUAUUUUUUCACCAGUGGUACAGUAUUAGAUUUCUAUCUUUUUAUCAUUAUUUAUUCAUUAAGAUGCGAGAUCAAGCAUUAUUUUUUUAUCUAUUGGUAAAAGUUUCUUUAACCAUUGUUUAAUCAUUAUUUAAUCUGACAGCCUAUCACUUGCCCAUUAACACCUUGGGUUUGAAUCC